This is a messenger RNA of Ruditapes philippinarum (Manila clam), 4257 nucleotides long. RefSeq names its product DNA (cytosine-5)-methyltransferase 3C-like. The coding region runs from base 1 to 1548 and encodes 515 amino acids. Gene Ontology annotation, cellular component: nucleus. The record is from RefSeq and is a predicted model, not a curated record. The transcript has 12 exons. NCBI's taxonomy places the organism in Eukaryota, Metazoa, Mollusca, Bivalvia, Venerida, Veneridae.
AUGGCUGAGUUUGGUUUUAAGGGCAAGCUGUUGGAGGGCCUUUAUGUGAUUGAUACAGAUGGUUUUUAUCUUUUCUGUUCCAUUUGUGGAGGGUCAGGUCAGUUGUAUGUCUGUGAAGAGAACGAUUGUGGCAGAACUUUCUGUGUAAGAUGUAUGAGACGUUAUCUGAGUACUGACGCCCAGAAACUGGUACAAGAGAAAUCCCCUUGGACAUGUUUCCUGUGUAACCAGUAUAGUAUAGAGAGUCAUGGUGCACUGGUACCCAGGGCCGAUUGGGAAGAUGAACUUGUCAAAUUCUUCAACCCAGAAUUUGAUCAGGUAACUGUGUCUCCAGUAUUUGAGAGUCAGUCUACUAGGAAGUUGAGAGUUCUUUCCCUUUUUGAUGGCAUGGGAUAUGUGAAGGUGGCACUGGAUCAGUUGCACUUGGACAUAGAGAAGUACUUUGCUGUUGAGAGUGAUGUAACUGGUAAACAAAUCAGCAACAAACAGUUUAAAUCUGAUAUCGUUGAACUUGGAGAUUUUAAUACUAUAACAAGGGAAAAGCUUAAGGAGAUAUGCCCAAUAGAUCUGGUUGUAGCAAGACCUCCUACAGAAGAUCUUGAUAUUACAAAUAGGGACCAUGAAGGCUUUAAUGGAUCAGGGUGGAUGAUGUUCAAAGUGUUGGAUAUGUUAAAGACUAUCCAGCUGAUCUGUAAGGGUACCAACACUGUAUACUGGCUGGUCGAGACGACGGCAACAAUGAUGUCUGAGUACAAAACAGUACUGUCCAAUUUAUUUGAGAGGGAACCAUGUAUGUGGGAUGCACAGUUUUUCUCACCAAUCAUCCUGCCGAAGUAUUACUGGGGAAAUAUUCCCGCCCUGUACAGUUCAUUCCAGUUUUACAAAGCCAACAAGGGACAAGUUCCAAACCUAGAUUCGUACAUUAUGACACAUGUGCACAGAUCUGCUGAGGUGAAAAGGUUACGUGGUUGGGCAAUAGUUACUUAUAUUGAAAGAGUCAAAGAAGACCAAAAUGAUCCUGAUGAAGGAGUGUUUAGUGAUUCACCUGAUGACCGAUCUGAAUCCUUUGAAAGGAUACUAGAUUUGAACUUUGUUGGUAGCAACGAGGAGGAGGCCCAUCCCGGAGGCAGGCAGGAGGAGGUCUUUGUUGGUAGUAGUCUGGUGGAUGACCUUGGUGGCAGUGACCUAGAGGAGGAGACCCAUGCCGGAGGCAGCCAGGAGGAGGUCUCUUUUGAUAGCAGUCUGGUGGAUGACUUUGGUAGCAGUGACCUAGAGGAGGAGGAGGAGGAAGAAAUCAUUAUACCACCCUCUGUACCAAAGAUGAACAUUGAUGACAGCACAGUGUUUACUUUACCUGUGAAAAUGAAUGGAAAGGAUGUAGAGAUUUGGCCAACAGAAGUUGAAAAACUUCUCGGAUUACCAAUCCACUACACAGAUACUGGCAUAAGUUUUCGCAAGAGGCAAAAAGAACUGAUGAAAGCAUCAAGUAUUGAUGUGCUAAAACAUGUCCUCACUCCUCUCAAAGAAACAUUCUCUCAGCAUUCUUAAAAAAAAGCAAGAUAGUGACAUAAAGCUGAGUGCAAAUCUCUAAUGGAUAUAUUGUUGAUUGCAAUAACUUCUGUAAAACUAAUUGAUCAUUUCCUUUUUUUAUAGUUACCAGAUUAAGAAACAAGUAAUUAAAAAGGACAAGUCUUUGUUUGUGGAUAUUUGUUUAAAGAUUUCACCUUAUAAAAAUUGUGAUAUUUUUAUGCCCCCCCUUUCGAAGAAGAGGGGGUAUAUUGUUUUGCUAAUGUCGGUCGGUCUGUCUGUCUAUUGGUCUUUCCAUCGGUAGACCACAUGAUUUCCCUUGAUUAUCUUGAAAACAAUUUAUCUCAAAGUCCUCAUAUUUUACAAAGUGAUUGGGUCACUAGGUCAAAGGUCAAGGUUACAGGGGCCUUAAAUGGUAAAAUGAUUUACGCUUAUUAUCUUGGUUACUAUUAAUCACAUGCAGUCUUCAUAUUUCACAUAUUGAUUGGUCAUAACCUGUAGAUGACCCCUAUUGAUUAUGGGGUCACUAGGUUAAAGGUCAAGGUCACAGGGGCCUUAAAUGUUGGAAUGGUUUUCGUUGAUUAUCUUGAAAAGCAUUCAUCACAAAGUCUUCAUAUUUCACAUAUUGAUUGGGAUUUUAGAUCACCAGGUCAAAAGUCAAUGUUACAGGGUCUUCGAAUGGUAGUAUGAUUGCCUUUGGGGUUACUGAUUCAAAGGUCAAGGUCACAAUAGCCAUAAAUGUUAGAAUGGUUUCCGCUUAUUAUCUUGAAAACUAUCACAAAGUCUUCAUAUUUCACAUACUGAUUGGUAAUAACUAGUAACUAUUGAUUUUAGGGUCACUAGGUCAAAGUCACAGGGUUCUUGAAUGUUAGUAUGGUUUCCGCUCAUCUUGAAAGCUAUUUAUCACAAAGUCUUCAUAUUUUUAAUAUUGAUUGGUCAUAACUAUUAGAUGACCCCUAUUGAUUUUGGGUCACUUGUUCAACGGUCUAGGUCACAGGGGCCUUAAAUGUCUCAUUAUCUUCAAAACUAUUUAUCAUAAAGUCUUCAUUAUUUUUCUUUUUUCCAUAAUUGAACACUUCCAUGUACCCAUUUAUGGCAAGUUUCUAUAACAAAAUUACAUAUAAUGUGAGUCAAGAGCUAGAAAGGGGGGGCAUAUGUGUCGUUCGACAUUUCUUGUUUUACACUUGUCUUUAAUAUUUUGAUAGCAGUUUUAUUCAGUCAGUUGCAGUGUGUUAUUUUUAAGUACUUUCUCUAUGUCCCUCUCACAUACUGGAAUCAGCUUGUCUGUCUUGCCAUUGGGGCUUUGCUUGUCCUUAAGUGUAUCACAAAACUUUAUGCAGGUAUAAAAUUGAGACUUCAUAGGUGGAUCGUAUUAAGUAAGGAAAAGUUAAGUGUUGAAGAACCAUAUUUUUUUAAUUAUUUUAGAGUUACAGUGCCAUUCAUAAUACAUUGCUGACAAAGCAGUGUGCAGGGAAAUAAUAGUUCCAGAUUGUUCACAUUAUUAAUUAAUGUUAAGGAAUUAAGUUAUGUUCAUGCUUUAUAAUGUUGUGACUAGAAAUUAUGUUUUUGUUUAUUUUCUUUUGCGAAGUUUUGUUCAGACUUUAAGUAUUUAUGAAAUGUUAAUAUAAUUUUAGCUCACCUAUCACAAAGCGACAUGGUGAGCUUUUGUGAUUACUUUUCGUCCGGCCGUCCAGAAAUCUGUUGUUCACUUUUACUUUAAACGACAUCUUCUGGUAAUUCACAAAGCCAAUUUCAUCCAAACUUCAUGGGAAUGUUCCUUUGGUGGUCACCUUUCAAAUUGUUCAAAGAAUUUAAUUCCAUGCAAAACUCUUGUUGCCAUGGCAACCAAAAGAAAAAACUAAAAAAAUCUUCUUUAAGAAAACCCAAAGAGCUAGAGCUUAGAUAUUUAGCAGGAAACAUCUUCUAAUGGGUGUCUACCAAGUUUGUUCAAAUAAAAUCCCUGGGUUAAAAUUGGCCCUGGGGGUUACUGUUUUCCUAUAUGUAUAUAGUAAAAACUUUAGAAAUCUUCUUAAAAAAACCCCAAAGAGCUAGAGCUUAGAUAUUCAGCAUGAAACAUCUUCUAAUUGGUGUCUACCAAGUUUGUUCAAAUAAAAGCUGUGGAGACAAAAUUGGCCCCGCCCCAGGGGGUCAUUCUUUUUCCAAAUAUGUGAAUAGGAAAAACUUAGAAAGUCUUCUUUUAAAAAACCCAAUGAGCUAGAGCUUAGAUAUUCAGCAUGAAACAUCUUCUAAUGGGUGUCUACCAUGUUUGCCCUGUCGGGGGUGGGGAGGGGGUUAUUGAUUUUCCUAUAUAUAUUUAUAAAAACAAGAAAAAGGUUUAAAGGUUUUUUUUAAAAACCCCAAAGAGCUAGAGCUUAAAUGUUUGGCAUGAAAUAUCUUCUAUUGAGUAUCUACCAAUUUGUUAAAAAAAAGCCUUGGGGUCAAAAUUGGCCCGGAGCAAUUGAUUUUCAUUAUAUGCUUAUAGUAAUAACAAAAAAAUCUUUUUUUCAAAAACCCAAAUCAAUAAAUAUUCUGACUCAGGUGAGCGAUUCAGGGCCAUCAUAGCCCUCUUGUUUAUAUGUAGUGCCAUUUACAUUUUUAUAUAAAAUCAGCAGAAGCUAAAUGCUUACACAUUGAACACAAUGAUACAGUUUUACUUUUUAUUGUUUUUACAGUUAAUACUCGUACAUUUGUUAUUUUUUGAAGAUUUUAAUGAAUAAAUUUUAAGAAUUA